AAAAAUCUAAAAGAAGAAUUAGCGCAUUUAGUAGAGAAUUGUUUUUAAUGUAUUUGAAUGUUGAUGUGAAUAUCUUUACCAUGAAUUUAACAGACAUCGUGAUGCUGAGUCUCGUAAGAUGUUCUAUUUGCUUUGCUUUUCUGGUAACAACUAAUUCAAACAAGAUGAGACCGCGCCUUUAUAUACCAAACAUGUUUCACAUUGCCAAUAGAGUAAGAGCUCUUUUUUUUUUUAGUUUCCGAUUGACUAGGCAAUUUCGUCAAUAGAGAUUGAAGUGGAAAUUGGGUAGACCACAGCUCAACUAUGCGAAAUUCAAAGUCACUCAAACUGAAACAAUCAGUCCGACAUUAGACGUUUUGGUUUACACCCCGGUGGUUUCCGCUAUAAGACUUGUACUCCAAUGGGGACACCACAUCACCAGUGAAAUGGAAAUUGGUUUAGUGCAAGGAAAGAACUGUUGACUGCAAAGCAUGGCGCGCUAUAAAAACCUUUGGGCAUUUUUGAAUCAGCAUCAGUCGAAAGCUGACAAUCACCCAAACAACUUUGAAAAUUGCGGAUCAGAAAAAUUUUGAGAUGUUGAACAUAAAAACUGUGUUGUGUGUGGCAGCCGUGUUGGUUGCAGUAAUGGCCGAGCCUGAACCCCAACAUUAUCCUAAUACUUUCUUUCCUCCACCAACUUCUUACCCUAAACCAGAAUACCCCGAACGAGCUCCAGCGUACCCCAAACCUUCCUAUCCUACUCCAGCACCAGCCUAUCCAAAACCAACUUACUCUACUACACCUGCCUACCCCAAACCAACUAACCCUACUACACCAACCUACCCAAAACCAACUUACCCUACUACACCAGCUUAUCCUACUACACCAACCUACCCCAAACCAACUUACCCUACUACACCAGCCUAUCCAAAUCCAACUUACCCUCCUCCAGCCUACCCAAAACUAGCAUAUCCUUCACCAGUGCCAACUUAUUACCCCAAGCCAUCCUAUCCCCAACCUGCAUACCCUGCACCUUAUAACCAAAAGUACGAGAGCGAAUACUGUGACUCUCGCAAGGCACCCAAAUGCUCGAAAAACGGCACUCUGACCUUUUGCCUCCAGGAUUCUGAAUACCCCGAGAAAGAAGUCAAGCACGCCAUCGAUUACGAUCCUAUUAUUUUGAAGAAAUAUGCUGAUGUUGCAGAACAGUCGGCUGACAACUUGGUCGAUGGUCUGACAUCUUUAGCCGAGAAACAUUUCGACUAUUCUGAUUACCACGGCAACACCUUCGAAAAGGGCAACUGGGUUGGUGGUGAAGGAUACAUCUGCCCCAGUGAUGUCCUUUACGCCCGCCCUGUCCGCGCAAUCAAUGCCGAAGGUGAGUGGCGCGUCAUCGUCCAAGAAAUGGCCUGGCCCGGAUACACCCAAACCCAGCGGACCGAGACUUGCUUGUUCCCCGGCUCAUCUUGCCGCACUUUGGCACCUUGCUAUCAGAGCAAAUGCUUGCAAAAAUAUGUCUACCAGCGGAUGCUUUCCUUUGAUCCAUGCUAUCCCCAUAAGGGAAUAUUCAUUGACAUCUACAAGUUGCCAUCGGCCUGUUCUUGUCACAUUUCAGCUUAAAUUCUUACUCGACCCUUCAACAUCCCCCUACCAAAUUUUUACAAUGGAUACUUAUGAACGAAUAUUAUUUAAAUAAUUUGCUGUCGGAUCAAUAAAAUGAGUUACACUAA
Messenger RNA from Daphnia pulex (common water flea), 1709 nucleotides. Its product is annotated as proline-rich protein 3-like. Gene Ontology annotation, cellular component: extracellular region. The record is from RefSeq and is a predicted model, not a curated record. Lineage: Eukaryota; Metazoa; Arthropoda; Branchiopoda; Diplostraca; Daphniidae. Gene Ontology annotation, molecular function: growth factor activity; Toll binding. The transcript is spliced from 4 exons. Gene Ontology annotation, biological process: central nervous system formation; regulation of Toll signaling pathway; innate immune response. The coding region runs from base 574 to 1599 and encodes 341 amino acids.